AUGUUUCUCCUGUUUAAAAUAUGGUGUAACAUUAUACUGCUGUCACAACAGACACACAGAAAUUGAAAUGAAAGAUACAGUGGCUAUGACUCAAUUGCUAUCCCCAAUUUGUCCACACCAGGACAGGAUGAUACUGUGUGUAUGUGGAUCUAAAUAAGUGUGACCGAAUGGUAGACAUCAUGGCAACCUCUCAGGGGCAGAGCCAGGUGUCCGAGGCUCUGAAACAGUAUGUUCAGCGGGACCUAAAGGACAAGCAGAUUCUGGUGGUUCCUGAGGGCAAAUACAAAGGCUGGGUUCCCCGAAGCAUCUACAGUCUAGAUUUGGAUGAAGUCUAUCUUCCUUUUCUCCGACUUCAGUCCUUUCCUGUAGGUGGGACUUCUCUUGGAACUUUAACUAAAAUGAAAGUGUUUGAAGCUGUAGGAAAUUAUCUGUUCAAGCUUCCAUCAGCAUUUGGGAACUGUAAAGAUUUAAAAACAUUAAACCUGAGUUUUAAUUACUUCAACCGUCUGUCUCCAUCUGUUUUCAAGCUAGAAAAUUUGACGGAGUUGGAUGUUAGUAACAAUGAACUUACAGAGUUAUCAUCUGAUGUCGGCCAAAUGAAGAAUCUGAAGGCUUUGAACCUUAGUGGGAAUAUGCUGUCAGGAGUACCUGAUGAGUUGUCUAAAUGCAAAGCCUUGGAGAAUGUUAAUCUCUCCAGAAAAUGGUACCCUCGGGAUGGUGGAAUGACAGAGCUACCAAGUGCAGCUUGCAGCCUGCCAGAAUUACGACAGCUUGAUGUCAGUUGGCACCAAAUUCAUACCAUCCCAGAUAAUGUGGGCUCUCUCACCAAGCUGCAAUAUCUUAACUUGAAAGGUAACUUCUUAAAAAAUGUAUCGGAAAACAUCACACAAUGUGUUCGCCUACAAGUGUUAGAUUUAUCUGGAGCUAUGAAACUCAAUUCUGUGAUUCCCGAGCAGAUCCUUAUGCUCUCUGAACUUAAAGUGCUUAAUUUAAGUGGGAACUACUUCACUGAACUACCUAAGGAAGUGGCUGGCCUGAAAAAGCUGGAAAAAUUUGUGAUGAGAAGAAAUGCAUUACUACGACUCCCUGAUUCUAUUUUUGAUCUGGAAUUCUUAGAAACUCUUGAACUCAGUGACAACUAUUUAUAUGAAAUCCCCCCAGCUGUUCAAAAUUUGAAAAACAUUCGUUAUAUUGAUUUACAAGGGAACAAACUGACUGGUUUACCAGAUGAACUUGGCAGAUGUUUCAGUCUAGUCCAUUUGUCUUUAGCAUGUAACGAAUUAACUAGUGUGCCAGAUUCCAUAUGCAGGCUUUUAAAAUUACAAGAGUUGAGUUUAGAUCACAACCAAUUGAAGGAACUACCAAUGUUGUUGGAUAAACUAGCUCUCCUGGAAAAAUCAGGACGUCUUAGUGUUUAUGACAAUUAUCUUUCAAAACCACCACAAGAGAUUUGCAAUCAAGGAGUUGUCUCCCUUUUCCGCUUUUUGAAGGAGAUGAGAAUCAGUGAGGCAAAACACCGUCGUAAAAUGAUUCUGAUUGGAGCAGCAAAGGCUGGAAAGACAAGUCUGAGAAAUGCGUUGAUGCUAGGUCACUCCAAACUUGCUGCUGAGCAUGAAAGGACCUGGGUUUUAGAACGCCAUCUGUGGGAGCCUGAACCUAGUCUGCGUGUACAGAUCUUGGACUUUGGCGGUCAUCACAUAUAUUCUGCUGCUCAUCACAUGUUUUUGACUCCAGAAGCCCUGCAUCUGGUGGUGUUUGACCUAGCUAAGUAUGAGGAGGACAAAUAUGAUACCAUGGUAGGUGAUUGGAUUGAUGCAAUCGCUGAUCGUGCCCCAGGGGCCCACAUCAUGGUGGUGGGUACACAUGCAGAUCUUUGUGCCAAUGAAGAGGUGAAAUCACGAAUUAAUCACAUUAUACAGAAGAUGAGCGCUGAUGAGAAGGCAAAAAUUGAUGAUCUCAAGUUGUCUCUAGAGAAAGCUAAAACAGAACUUAUGAAUCUGACUGGCAAGGAAAGCAACACUAAAUUUGAGGAUAUCGAUGCUCAGAGGAAGCGGGACAAAGUCAGUGGUCUGCAGCGUGUAUUAAAUAUGCGUGUGACCUUAGCCAGUAGAGUGGAGGUCGUCAGUUGUGCUGACACACUUGAUGGCGUGGAUAAUCUGCGUGCAUUGCUGCAACAGAAACUCAAAGAGACGGAUGAGAAACCCCUCCCGAAGUCCUGGUACAAAUACCUGCUUGGUAUUCAAAAGAAAAAGCAAAAAAUCCUGCACUGGCAGCAGGCUUUGAGUAUAUUUAAGGAUAUCAUGGACACUAUGAACCAGUCAAUGAUCUCCUUAGAGGGCUCAGCAGAGUCCAGUUUAGAUAUGGUAUUGCGAUACCUCCAUUCAACUGGCGAAAUUGUCUGGUACCACGAUAAUCCUCGUUUACGUAGUAUUAUCUUUCAUCGACCAGAAACUCUAGUGGAAAUGUUGAGGGCAAUAUUCCGGCAUGACUUUGAGAAGGUCGUCCAAUUUAAUGAUACUUAUGGGCGAUUAGCAAACUUAAGUCUACACAAGUUUGAAGAAAUGAAGGUAGACUUUUUGGAACAAGGUCUGAUGACAGUGGAACUAUUACACUACUGCUUGUUACACUUCCAGCUUACCACAGAUGCACGUGACAUGUUCAUCGACUUGAUGCUCAAGUUUGACCUGUGUUAUGAGGUACCAAAACUUGCUGGAGCACCUAUGACCUUUGCAUCCAGCAGGAUCCUCCGUUUCCCAUGGUUCCUCAAGAGUGAAGUGCCAACUAAUUUCACUACGCAGUGGCCAUUAGCAAUUCCGUCGGACAUAAUUCAACUCUGUUAUCGUCUCCAGUUUAAGAAGAGACUUCCACCAAAUUUAUUUGAGAAAUUCUCCGCUCGUCUUCAGACUCACAUCAUGACUCGACAUGACUGGAAAAAUGGUGUGUUAGCCAAACGAAACCGCACAAAAUUGCUUGUUACCAGGGAGGCUGUGGAUGUGUCGUCUGGUGGUCGUGUGGAUGUGUCAGUGUCUGUACGCGGAAGUGACCUACAGGAGCUGUGGUUAGUCAUGCUUGGUACCUAUGGUGACAUGAUCACGUUGCUGCAAGAAUGGCCCUUCACUCGGUACGAGCAGUGGCUAUUGUGUUCACACUGCCUGAUCAUGGGUGAUGAUGAGCCAUUCCUCUACCCUGGCGAGGUGCUUCAGACUUUAUGUCCUCGUGGCCACUAUCAGUUAACAUCUUGUAGAAAGGCCAAAGACGUACCUAUUCCUGCCUGUUUCCUGUUUCCACUUGAUCCUGAGUAUCAAGAAGACAUUGCGGAGCACAUCAAGGUGGUGAAAGAGUUUCUACUCUCUACCUAUGAUACUGUUGAUGGAGGAGGCAACUACAUACAAAGGUUACUGUCAAACCUCGGCCUUAGCUACAUCGCAGCCCGUUGUGGUGCUGAAUGGUCGUUGAUGGCCUUAGCAUUGGGACUUACCCAGCCAGAAAUAGAACAGAUUCAGCUGGACAAUCCCUACCAGACAGUCAAACAGAUCACCACUGCACUGGUUCGUUGGCGGGAUCGACGCCACAACACGACAGAGGAUGCCGUUCUCAGUGACUUGCUAACUGCAUUGCAAACAGCUGGUAGACAGGAUUUGGUAGAUGACCUGGAGGAAAAGUUCCAUAUACAGGUGAACAUUUAGUGGGACAGCACUACCUCAUACUCAGUCAGCCUUCAGCAAUGUUUUCUUAAAUGUGACCAAGAAAUUUUAAAGAUUUGCUGAAUAACAUCAUAUUACCCCUGGGAAUCGGAUGGCUUCUGAGAAGAGAUAUCUCAUCCCAGAAAAGAACAUUAAGAAAACUAUUGUUAGGAAGCUUUCACCAUUAAGAAAACUCUUGUGAGGAGUCUUUCACCACUAAGAAAACUCUUGUGAGGAGUCUUUCACCAGUAAGAAAACUCUUGUGAGGAGUCUUUCACCAGGUAAAAAACUCUUGUGAGGAGUCUUUCACCACUAAGAAAACUCUUGUGAGGAGUCUUUCACCACUAAGAAAACUCUUGUGAGGAGUCUUUCACCAGGUAAAAAACUCUUGUGAGGAGUCUUUCACCAGGUAAAAAACUCUUGUGAGUAGUCUUUCACCAGGUAAAAAACUCUUGUGAGGAGUCUUUCACCAGUAAGAUAACUUUUGUGAAGAGUCUUUCACCAGUAAGAUAACUUUUGUGAGGAAGCUUUCACCAGUGAACAUUUCUUAAAAAAUGAAGCAGUAGUGGAUUAAUGCAUUUAUUUCUGGCCAGUGGAUUGCUGUUUCAUAUUCAUACCGAUAUGUGUUGGAUUUUUUGUUUUUCUGAAUUGAUUGUCGUCAGAAAUUAGAAUUGUUCAAUUACAUAAUAUGUAAGUGUAGACUACAGAAGACUGAAUACUCUGGGCUAAUCCAGUCCACCCUAGGACUCCAGAUUUUGUUUAGGACUGUCCAGUAAAACAUCUAUGCUACCCCAGGGUUUCAGGUUUUGUUAAGGAUUAUACCAGUAAAACAUCUAUGCCACCCUGGGACUUCCAGGAUUUGUUGAAGGCUGUUUCAGUUAAUGAUCCAUCCCACCCCAGGACUUAAAGAUUUUUGUUUAGGUAAACAUUUUUGUUUAGGUAAGCCAUCCAUAGAAUUUCAUUGGUAAUUUACUGAGAGGUGAGAGGAAAGAAACUGAACAUACGACAUAAGUGAUUGAUUUUGGAGUCUUGGAUCAAAUAGAUUCAUUCCUUGAAUAGCCCAAAUCAUUACAGAAUUUGAUGGCCCAAUAAACACAAAGUUGUUACAAUUUUUACAAAAAUAAAAGAAAAAAUAUUUAAAGCUGCAGAUGUUAUACAUAAAGUGAAGAUAUAUCCUAUAAUAUAUUAAAUUUCAAAAUACCUUGUGAGUGUUUCUUGAAAUGAUUUAAUUUCAUGAACUUUGAGAAAGGAAUUAUUACUGAUGCAACAUGAUAUUGACUUCACAGAUUCCUAUUUGAUCACAUGAUUUGCUAAUUGAACUAUGUUAUAUAACCGAUUGUGAUGUCAGGACAUUGAUUGUAAAUCACUACACAUUAGAAUGAAACAAUGUUCUAGAACCAGGAUCAUAUCAAAACCAACAUUGAAAAUGUAUCCUAUGAAAUACAACCAGAAUUUGUAAAAAGCAUUGAAUCAUGUGAUAAAAUGGAUCUUGGAUUGUUUCCAUUUCAUAUGUGAUUUAUGAAAGAGAAAGCUUGUCUUUUUCUGCUCCUCAUUUAUGAGUAACUGUUAGUCAGUGCUGUUUUCCUCAGCAUCAGAAUCGGCAUCCCAUCCCAAGACAUUUAGAGUUCCAGCGAAACCGUUUGAAAGGCUUUGAGCUUUAUCAUAUUUUGGACAAACUCUUUUUGUAUCAAAACACAUUUUUAUGUUUAUGGGGUAUGAAAAGCAGCUUUAAAUUUUUUUUUUUCUUUUUUGCCCCCCCCUUUUUUUUUUAGGUGAUGUUUACAAUGCAGAAUUUAGUGUUGUGAAAGUCUAUAUACAAUUCUAAGUCCCCUUAUACUUUGCAGGUAUAGUACUUAAGCAUUUUGCAAUGUUUGUAACUAGUAAGCUUGGCCAUCAGAUAUAUAAGCAUUUGUCAGUUAGAUUUGUUUCAUUAUUUAUAUCAUAUGAAAUGGAAGCAAUUUAAUAUCUAGAUGAUAAACAAUCACAAAAUUUGGCUGGUGUUUUAGGGAGUUCCAUUUCUUGUGGCAACUAUAAUUGUAAGUGCUGAAAUACUAUCGUUAAAAAUCAAUUAUUGUGACGAACUGUUAAAUGUCCUAAAAUAUAUCAUGUGACCAGUAUCAGUAAGGCUACAUGUUAAAUGUAUUUCUCAUGCAGUAAGUGUAAACUUCUCCUUAUGCAUGAGGAUGUUUGUAUGUAUAUUAUUACGUGAACUUGAGAAGAUAAGACUUCUCAUUGUUGAAUUUUCAGUAUUGCUGCUGUACGUAUUAUAUUAUAGUAGAUUUACUCUUAAGAUUUUCAGAGAUAAAAACCCUUUACAAAAAACCUGUACUUUAGUAUGCAUCCUAAUAUGAAUUUAUGUUCUAAAUAUAUAUAUUGUA
Messenger RNA from Ylistrum balloti, 6061 nucleotides. Its product is annotated as malignant fibrous histiocytoma-amplified sequence 1 homolog. Gene Ontology annotation, biological process: signal transduction. The record is from RefSeq and is a predicted model, not a curated record. Gene Ontology annotation, molecular function: protein binding. The coding region runs from base 168 to 3686 and encodes 1172 amino acids. The transcript has 6 exons. NCBI's taxonomy places the organism in Eukaryota, Metazoa, Mollusca, Bivalvia, Pectinida, Pectinidae.